This is a messenger RNA of Anthonomus grandis grandis, 1783 nucleotides long. RefSeq names its product D-2-hydroxyglutarate dehydrogenase, mitochondrial (gene D2hgdh). The record is from RefSeq and is a predicted model, not a curated record. Gene Ontology annotation, cellular component: mitochondrion. The transcript is spliced from 9 exons. Bases 211 to 1737 code for a protein of 508 amino acids. NCBI's taxonomy places the organism in Eukaryota, Metazoa, Arthropoda, Insecta, Coleoptera, Curculionidae. Gene Ontology annotation, molecular function: catalytic activity; FAD binding.
AAAAGGGGAUGUGGCAACGGGGCCAACAUGGCCGCGUCAGUGUAAUAGAGGAUCGGACGCGUCGGUCUAUCCCCUUUAAGUUUAGGACAGCGAACAAAAUAAAAACAACCGAUGGUCGUCGCUUGUGUGUGAUUUUGUGCACAUUAAUAUUGUGAUAAUGUUAUUGGGGAUUUAUUAAGUGAUACAAGAAGAUUUCAACUCAAGGGAGGCAUGAUGCAUUUCAAUACAAAAAUGCUCAUAAGAAGCCUUCAGAAGGCCAAAAACGCACAGUACGUCUUUCGAAACGCUUCCAGUGGUCUACCGGACCUAACCAAGGAUCGUUACCCGGUAAACAGGGCGGAUUUCGCCACACUAGGGGACAAACAUCUUCAAUUUUUCAGGGAUCUCUUGGGACCCCAAAGGGUUAUCACAGACCCUGCGGAAUGUGAAGGUUAUAAUGUUGAUUGGAUUAAGGCUGUCAGAGGUUAUAGUACGUGCGUCCUCAAACCGAAAACGACCGAAGAAGUAUCAAAGAUCUUGUCCUUUUGUAACGAUCACACUGUAGCCGUAUGUCCGCAAGGUGGCAACACCGGUUUAGUCGGUGGUUCCGUACCGGUGUUUGACGAAGUGGUUCUUUGUACCUCACAAAUGAACACGAUUUAUGACAUUAAUGACACUUCAGGUGUUUUAAUAUGUCAGGCCGGUUGCGUCUUGGAGUCCUUGGACGAGGCCUUGGCUGAGCACGGACUGAUGAUGCCCUUGGAUUUGGGAGCCAAAGGGUCGUGCCACAUUGGAGGAAACGUGUCGACAAACGCGGGCGGGUUACGACUGCUAAGAUAUGGAAAUUUGCACGGAAACGUGCUAGGAAUCGAAGCUGUUAAACCGGAUGGUCAAAUAAUCGACUUACUAAGCACCUUAAAGAAAGACAACACCGGUUUCCAUUUGAAACACUUGUUCAUUGGGUCAGAGGGUUCUUUGGGGGUGGUUACUAAAGUUGCUAUCCAUUGCGUACCAAAACCCAAAGCUGUCAAUUUAGCGUUUGUCGGUCUUCCGUCUUUCGAAAACGUCCUAAAAGUACUAAAAAGGGCCAAAAGGGACCUCGGGGAGAUCUUGGCUUCCUGCGAAAUGAUCGACGAGAGCACCUUGGAGGUUUGUACUGGAAACUUGAAACUGCGAUCUCCGAUACCUGAAUAUCCGUUUUAUAUGUUGAUAGAGACCCACGGUAGUAAUAACGCGCAUGACGAAGAGAAACUCAAUGGGUUCUUGGGUGACGUUAUGGAUUCCGGCUUGGUUCUGGAUGGAACGGUUACAAAUGAACCCAGCAAAAUGAAGAAUAUUUGGGACCUAAGGGAACGCAUAACAGAAGGUUUCAUCCUGGACGGUUACGUAUUCAAAUACGACGUGUCCUUACCGAUCGAGCAGUUCUACUCCCUAGUCCCGGUUUUCCGGCAAAGACUGUCAAAUCAUCCGGAUAUCGUACGAAUUACUGGAUACGGACACCUUGGUGAUGGAAAUAUCCACUUUCAAGUGUCCUGUAAACAAUUUUCCCGGGAAAUUUUGGAGAAAAUUGAGCCGUUUGUUUACGAAUAUACGUCAAGGCUGAAGGGGAGCAUCAGUGCCGAGCACGGGAUCGGUUUCCGGAAACCUAAAUACAUGAAAUAUUCCAAAAGCCCGGAAAGUAUCGCGAUCAUGAAGGACCUGAAGAAGAUGUUCGACCCCAAGGGUAUUUUGAACCCUUAUAAGGUCCUGCCGCCAUAAGUUGCCCUUUAGGAUUUGCCUCAAUAAAAAAAUACACCAUAUAAAA